GGUUAAACAGUUGGGUCUGUGCGCGAAUAGAGACAAACGUGAUGCUGCUCUGCUGUGUGUGUGACCGAGGCGACAUGGCGAGGAUUAACAUAUUGGGAUAAUUGUUUUUCUAAUGACUUCGCGUUAGAAGGCAUUACAUAAGAAAAUGAAAAGAAUGAGAUGAGGCCGACGAAGAGGAGACAUAAACAUCGCCACAUACAAUGAGCGCCAAUUCGACUCAGAAACACUGAAGGACUGAACACUCGGAUGCCAUUUAUGAAGGAUGUGCAGAAUUUGUUUAACAUAUGUAGCUUUUGUUAAUGAUUCGUUUUUCGUUCGUUUGUUUUAGCRUAGCCUACUAUCGAGAUACUGGCGUUAUGUUUCAUCUUUGAGGAUAAGAAGAGAAAGCUGAACCUUGACCUCAUUCAGACUGCCUUCCAUUGGCUCCGGAGAAGGUGGGCUGAAUCAUCCUGAUUCAAGAGGCUGUGCAUUACAGUCAAGAUACGUACAGCAACAAGCUAUGGAGCGGAACCUCUUGCUUGAGUGGAUCAUGGUCGAGGUACAUUUAAGGACAUUUGACGACUAGGCUCCACCAACUCCUGAUUCCUAUUCCUCUCGUGGUGAGAAGUAUUGUAGUCCACAAUAAUCGUAUUGCUGAGAUGACUAGACAAGAGAGUAUGUUACUGAGAUAGAAUACUUUACACCAGAGCUCUGUAUAUGUUUGAAGCCAGCGGCAGGCUGAGAUAAAGAGGGGAUCGAUGGCCAAGCCCCUCUACAGACUGCAGCGUUUCCUCCGGAGGACCCAGCUGUUCCUGCUCUUCCUGGGUGUGGCCUACAUCAUGGCCGGGAGCGUCCUGCUACUCCAACGGGCCAACCUGGUGGUGACCCAGCGAGGGGCCACCAGCCCUCCACUGUCCUCCCUGCCCUCCAUACCCUCACCACCCUGGGCCCUGGGGAUGCCACCCGUGAGGGUAGGAGGCUACGGGGGCAGGAGCUCACAGAUCAUGUCCAGGGGACAAGGGUACCAGCCUGGGAGCCCGUUAGAUGACAGGACUGGAACACGCUGGCUCAUGUCGAGGAAUCUGGAGAUCCGACACCUGCGGCGGCGCUGGUUCCACAGCCUGAUGACGGAGAAGGAUAUGUCACAGGUGGAGAGGAGCACCCCCAGGAGGAAUGUGCCUCACAAAGGUUCUUACAUGGGCUGCUUCCUGGACAAUUCCAAGGAGCGGGCUUUGAGAGGGUCUGUAUCCACUGAUUUCCGCAAAAUGACCAGCACCAUGUGCCAGGAUACCUGCUCAGCGAGUGGCUACCAGUUUGCUGGUCUGGAGUACGGGUCGGAGUGUUACUGUGGCAACCACAUCACCAGCCUGCGUGUGAGAGACGAGGAGUGUAACUUGGACUGUAAAGGGGAGAAAGGCUCCCCCUGUGGAGGUGUUGGGCGCCUGUCAGUGUUCACGGUGGAGGAUGUGCUUCCAGGCCAGAGGAGAUACAGGAACGUGCGCUACCGCGGCUGCUUCAGGGAGCCUGAGAACAGCUCCUCUACAUCUCUGGUCCAUGUGCUCCAGCCCAACCUCACCUCCCAGUCCUGCAUAGAGGCCUGCAUUAACAAGGAGUUUCCMCUGGCUAUGCUGAGGAGUCCGGACUGUUUCUGUGGUUACGCUACUCCUGACUUCACUCUCCAUGAGCCGGCUGAGGAGGAGCACUGUUCACAGAGCAACACCACUGAGGCCUCCUUACCAUCAACCCUCCAGCGCUUCUACCAGGUCUACCAGACACCUGUCCAAGAUUCCAGAUGCACAGAGAGGAAGUUCCUACCGGAGAAGUCCAGUUCAUUGGUAGCGCUCUCCAGCUUCCCAGGAGCAGGCAACACCUGGGUCAGACACCUCAUAGAGUUGGCCACAGGAUACUACACAGGCAGCUACUACUUCGAUGGAACCCUUUACAACAGAGGCUUCAAAGGCGAGAAGGAUUACUGGAAGAGUGGUCGGACCAUCUGUGUGAAAACACAUGAGAGUGGGAGGAGAGAGAUAGAGAUGUAUGACUCUGUCAUCCUGCUGAUCAGGAGCCCGUACCGUUCCCUCAUGGCUGAGUUCAACAGGAAGUGUGCAGGACAUCUGGGAUACGCCUCUGAUCAGCACUGGAAGACCAAAGAGUGGCCUGAGUUUGUAGGCAGCUACGCCUCCUGGUGGGCGUCGCACGUACUGGACUGGCUGCGGUUCGGCCGGCGUGUCCUAGUGGUCCACUUUGAGGAACUCCAGACAGCGCUGGUGCCCCAGCUACGAUCCAUCACCUCCUUCCUCAACGCCACAGUGACCGAGGACAGACUGCUUUGUGCCGAGAGCAACCAGGAUGGACACUUCAAACGCUCCGGGGCCCGGCAGCCCACCUUCGACCCCUUCACACCCGACAUGAGAGGACUGAUAGAUGGACUGAUCCGUGCGGUGGACCAGGCUCUCCGGGACAGCAAUCACACAGGCCUUCCACUGGAGUACCUGCCCAGAUGAUGGACAGCUAAACUCUGAUAACCCUGAUCUCCACCUCGUCCACUACCCUGUCCCUCCUCGGUUUACACUGCCUUUUAGCUGUGGUGGCACGGAUGGAUGGCUACCCCCUAUCCAACCCAAGAGAAAGUGUUUCAUAUCAGGAGCGUGCCCUGCAAAGGAAACAUAGUCAUAUACACAGAGGCUAUUCUCACAGAACACUUUCUAUGUUUUAGAAGCACUGGUUUAUCAAAGAACUGUCUUUCUGUUUUAGAAGUGUUAGGCUUUUUGGGACAUUGCCUUAUUGGGGGUGAACUUAUAAGUGUACCAAACAAUGGAAACGGUUUCCUCUGUUUUAAAUCAACUCUAAAUAAACGGUACAUCCUAUAAGAACUAUAGGCUACAUCCUGUGGUUCAACCCACUUUUGAAUUUUGUUAUUGUGAUUAAAAUAUAAAAACUCUAUACAGUAUAUUGGAUUACAACAUAAGAAAGUGAUAUUUAAAAUAUUUAAUGCAAGCAACGUCUUCAGAAAGGGAUACUGUUGUAAUAUGAGUUAACAUUGGAGUGUUUGUUAGGUGGUGUUGUUAAUACUGAUAACGCAUAAUUAGACCAUCAAGUAACCAAAUUAAACAAAAUGUACCACUAUUCAAAAACUAUCUUGAGGGAUCAACUACACUACAGCCAAGGGAAGUGGGAAAAUGAUGUCAGGUUGUAUUUUGAGGGCUACAUCCCUAGAGAGAAGGAGAGGGAGAGUGAGCAGGCCCAUGACAGAAUGAUCUGUCCCAGCUCAAGAGAGCAGCCCUGGACAAGACCAGACAGACAUACAGUCCCAGCCUGCAGGUUUAGCUCAGGGAAGAGGGGCAAGUCGCUAGUCCUCUAUACUAAUCUGUACUGAGCUGAUAAGCGCAGCAGCACUGGUUGUGUGGGCGAUGCACUAUGUACCAGAGUGUCUGGAUUUACAAUUGUGUAAUAUGGUACUCUCUCGCUCUCUCUCUUUUUCUCUCUCUCUCUUUAUCUCUGUCUUGGUCUCUCUCUCUCUAUCUCU
Messenger RNA from Salvelinus sp. IW2-2015, 3505 nucleotides. RefSeq names its product sialate:O-sulfotransferase 1. NCBI's taxonomy places the organism in Eukaryota, Metazoa, Chordata, Actinopteri, Salmoniformes, Salmonidae. The record is from RefSeq and is a predicted model, not a curated record.